AUGGCAACCAAACCCGUCGUCCUGAUUCUCGGAGCAGGGCCCAGGAUCGGAGCCUCGGUGGCGGACAAAUUCGCCGGCGACGGCUACCAGGUCGUGGUUGCGUCGAGGAAGGGCACCGGCACCAAGACUCCUCAAGGCAUCCUUUCCCUCAAGGCCGACUUCGCCUCGCCCGACUCGAUCCCGGCACUGUUCGACGCGGUCAAGACCGAAUUCCACUCCGCCCCCAGCGUUGUCAUCUACAACGCAGCGGCGCUCACCAGCCCGCCCAACAAGGACUCUCUUUUCUCCCUUCCGGCCGAGAAUGUCACCUCGGACUUGAAUGUCAACACGGUCAGCCCGUACGUGGCCGCACAGCAGGCGGUCCGUGCAUGGGAAACAUGGCCCACGGAGACCAAGAAAACGUUCAUCUACACCGGCAACAUCAUGAACGUCUCCAUCGUGCCAGUGCCACUGAUGCUCGACCUGGGCAUGGGGAAGUCGGCGUCGGCAUUCUGGAUCGGUCUGGCCGCCGCCACGUACUCGGCCCGUGGGUAUCGGUUCUUUUAUGCCGAUGAACGCCACCUAGACGGCAAGUUCAAAGGGAUGGCGCUCGACGGCGCUGCGCAUGGCGAGUUCUAUGCACAGUUGGCCCGCCACGAGGGGAAUGUGCCAUGGCAUGCCACCUUUGUCAAGGACAAGGGUUAUGUUCAAUUCAAGUGA
Molecule: messenger RNA, 699 nt
Organism: Capronia epimyces CBS 606.96
Lineage: Eukaryota; Fungi; Ascomycota; Eurotiomycetes; Chaetothyriales; Herpotrichiellaceae
Exons: 2
Coding region: 1-699 (232 amino acids)
Source: RefSeq, a predicted model, not a curated record